Molecule: messenger RNA, 561 nt
Organism: Racocetra fulgida
Lineage: Eukaryota; Fungi; Glomeromycota; Glomeromycetes; Diversisporales; Gigasporaceae
Source: the annotation of a GenBank genome assembly
AUGACUUCUCAAGAGCAAAGAGUCUUAGAAUUUCAAGAAACUUCCGAAGAAUCGGAAUACCUUGCAUUCCUACAAAAGACUGCACAACAAGCGCAGCGUCUUCAGGAAAUUCAACAACAAGAGUACGAAAUUAUUUCUCAUGAUGAUCCAACUACAUAUCCACCCGAGAUCCAACGUAUCAGAGAAGAUAUACUUGAAGCGAGUGCUCAACUUUUAUAUAUAUCAGAGAGUGAAGAGCCUUAUGAAUUUGUAUUUAUUCCGAACGAUCAAAUUACUUCUCUUCCGACAAACAGCGUAGAUUUUGCAAAUUUGAUUAAACAAUGUAAUAUCCAUAUAAUGACAGAAGAUGAGAAAACAAUAGGCGAAAAUCGUGUAAUGACAUUUCAAGAGUUUUUUGAACCUUUUACUGGAGCUAAUGCACAGGACCCAUAUGGACAAAAAGGUGGAUAUAAAGAAUUACAAAAGAUUGUCGCUGCAGUUUUUGGUGGUAAAGAUAAUGUAAAAAUAUACAAAAUUGGUGAACAACGUAGAGUUGGUGUAUACAUUGCCGGAUUAUAUUGA